AUGUGGACAGUUAAAGAAAUUAAUAUUCACGAUACUUCUCCCAAACUGGAAAUUCAUACGAUAAAAAUUUCAAAUGUUUUUGAACAAUCUCAUCAUUUGAUGGAGAAUCAAUCUGACAUGAAAUGUUGUGAUCAUUUCCAAAUGGCUCAACACACUCAGCGCAAGAACUCUCCUAAUUAA
Messenger RNA from Clunio marinus, 180 nucleotides. Lineage: Eukaryota; Metazoa; Arthropoda; Insecta; Diptera; Chironomidae. The record is from the annotation of a GenBank genome assembly.